CUUGCAAGGGCUAGUCCCGCAGGAGGCCGGGGGAGGCGAGCCCCUCGGGCGGCAGGUUUCCCAGGGGCAGUCGAUCGCGACGUCGAUCUUUCUUUCCCCCUCCCCCUAUUCCCGAUCCCUUCUUCGCUGGCGGGGAGGAGGUGGAGGCGCCCGUUUGGGGUUCGACCCCGGUGCCCCAACGCCACCAGCCCUGUCGGGCUCUCCGGCCGCCUCCCUCCGGCGCGCUCCCCUUUCUUCUCCCGGCUCGCCUCCGCCCCGCCUGCUCCCACUCGCAGCAGUGACCCAAUAAAGCUAUUUUGAAAGUGACCCCCGCAGCAGCUCAGCCCAGCCGGCAGCAGCUGUCGGAAAUCAUGACUGAAGAUGACGGAUUCCGCGGUGGUGGUGGAGGGCCCGCUCAAGUGGAGAGACGGCAAAAAGGUCCCCGGCGCCAAGCUCCCCCCGGCCUGCGUUUUCGGGCUGGGGGCUGGGGGGUCGGGCGGGGGGUCGGGGGGCUGCCGGUGGGGCUCGGCGCGGGAGAGGGGCUCGGGAAGGCGCGCCGCUCCCCGCCACCAACGCCUUGUCUCUCUUUCUGUCUCCGCAGUGGAAGAACCGAUGGGCGGUGCUGCGCAAACCUUCGCCGGUGGCGGGUGAGUCCGGGAGCGGGGGGGACGGGACAAAGGGGCUUUUCGCUCUUUCCUCCUUGCUUUUCCCCCUUCGCAAUGCGACGCGCGAGAGGGUUCCGCGGGCGCGCCGGGAGAGCGAGGGGACCCCGUGCGCCUUGGGGGAGAGAGGGCAGCCGGCGCCGCGGCGCCCGGAGCCGAAGGGAAGGAGGCGAGGAGCGCGCUCUCCCCAUCGCCUCUCGCCCCCUCGCUGCCCUUGUCCGUCUCGCGGCUCUUCCUUUCCCCUUCCUGUUCUGGCGGCCGGAGGGCGCGCUAAUUAUAGAAAGAGGAUAUGGAAGGGGCCUGGAAGCCUGCGCGGAUCAGUUGAUCCUCCUCUAUAAAAACCAAAUCUUGGAUUCAGUUUCGAACCAUUUCUAUAUUAAGAAGGCCAUGCUAUGGGCCGGGUCCUCUCAGUCUGCUGCUGUAUAUUAAACACUAGCUGCGGGGCAUAAUAUAAAUAAAUAAACACAGCGUAAUAUAAGAUUAUCCCGCUCCUAGUUUUUUUCUGAUGAAACCGUCUACAGUAUAGGCUAGCUGCCUUUCAAAAGACCCACACCUUUCAAUUAACUAAUUCCACUUGCAUUCUUUUCUAGCUAGUUACAUGCUGCCUCCAUUUGUCUCUGUUCUUCAGCCUUUCCUUCCCAGUGACAAUUGCCUCUUCUCUAUGUAUUCCCAUACCAUUCUUCCCAUAAGAAAUGGCUGUGAUAAUGAAUGGAUAGGCAGAGCUUUCUUUUUAAUGCAUGUAUUAUAUUGGGUUUUUGAAUAUUAAAAUUAACUUAUAUUGGAUUGAAAUUCAUGCUGCAAUAAAUACUGAAAUACACUUGCCUUCCCCCUGUUGGUAAUCCUGCAUGGAUAUGUAAAAAGUACAGUUUCAAGAAAAGUUCAUAAUUUUAUUUUAUUGCCAUAAAUUAAUCUUACUCAUGUUGAAUGGAUAACAAAAAAUUAAACAAACUUUCUUAGGUAAAACGUGUUAUUCCAGCAACCUCUUUGGAGACCUCUCAGAAUAAUUUACAUUUUUGGAACAAUAGGUAUCAUAAGUGGAAUUAUAUAUCACAUAACUUUUAUCCGCUCUUUGAUUAGAGGUUAUCUAUCUAUCUAUCUAUCUAUGAGAGACAUUUUUGUAUAUGCUGUAACAUUUUUAAAAAAUGCAUCAAGAGCUUUAUGUCACAUAAAAAGUGUGUGCCAAUAGGUUCUCAAUAUUAAAAAUAAAAAGUAAAAGUGGAGGAAAGCACACACCCCCAAAUGACCUGUAACUGAUCUUUAUGGUUGCCCAGUUCUAGUAAGGUGGACAUGCUCUAGACAUUUCAGGGUAAUCCUCCCACCCUUGUUGCAUCAGAAUGAGAUAAGGCCGGCUUGAACUUUGACUCCUCUGCUGGAGAGGAGAUCCCAGUCUCCAGAAUUGCCCUGCCUUACAUCUCAAAAGCAGGAUCUGUGCUCUUCUUUUUAUGCUCUCUUUUAUUUUAAUGACACAUCUUCAACAAGGGCUUAGGUUUUUUUCUUUUAAAAAGUAUGGUGCAGGUGAAGAUAGGUGAGCUCUGUGGGGGCUGAGUCUUUUCUGCCAUCCGUUUCUGGCUUGUGAUGGGGAGGGAGAAGCAGAGUCUAGAUAAGGCAGAUGCUACAUCGUUUUGCGGCAGUUCUUCUACUUCUCCCCACCCUGCCAUUUCUUCAAAGGAGUCAGUUGGGGCUUGCUUUUCUUUGGGGAGCACUUGGCAGACAAGAAUGGAGAGGGUAUGCUUGAGCUGUCUGCUUCUUUCCUAAACUACAUGAUUGCAGGAAGGCAUUUUCCUUGGCCUUUUCUGUUGCUCUAGGGCAGCAGGGAAGUGGAUGAACUUGAAGUACACCUGCCCCUUUCUCUAUCCUGUUACACCAUCCCCUCAAGUUCAAGUGGACUGGGCAGAGAGGAACAACUGGGCAGAGGGGGCACCAGAGUUUGAGAAGGAUAUUGACAAGCUGGAACAUGUGCAGUGGAGGGCGACCAAGAUGAUCUGGUCUGGAAACCAAGCCUUAAGAUGAAUAGUUAAAGGAGUUGGGUAUGUUUCGCCUAGGAAACAGGAAAAUGAGAGGAGAUAUGAUAGCCUACUUCAAAUAUCUGAAGGACUGUCAAUCGCAUGGAAAAUGGAGUGAGCUUGUUUGCUCCUGCUCCAGAUAGUAGGACCCAAUCCAAAGAAUCCAAAUUACAAGAAAGGAGAUUCCAACUAAACAUCAGGAAGAACUUUCUGAUAGGCUAUCUCAGAAUGUGGUAGACUAUCCUUCACUGGAGGUUUUUGAACAGAGGUUGGAUCUGUCAGGUAUUAUUUGCAGGGGGUUGGACUAGAUGAUCCUUGGGGGUCCCUUACAACUCUAUGAUUCUAUCAAAAGGAGGUACAAUUCCUCAGCCUUUCUGUUUUUACUCCCAUUUUUCUCUCCUGCCUUUGCUGCCUUCUCAGGGCUGAGCAAGCAUAAUAGGCAAUAGACACCUGCGAAGUUGCAGUCCCUUGCCCUUGGGCUUUCUUCCAUUUGACUUCACCACUGGCUUAUCUUCAGGAGUGACAAACUACACUUUCCCCUAUUCUCAGUGACAUGGGUAGGAUGCAGUACCCUUGGGUACAACGCAGUGGUGGAGGCCUCAAAGGGUUUGCCUUAUAGGGGAAACCUCAAAGGAUUCGCAUAUGAAAAUGCACUGACUUGGUUUUAAAUAAGAGUUUUGAGGCCUCAGUGACUAAGCAACUUUAGUCCCACUUACCUGAAAAUAAGUCCUAAUGAAUUCAGUCGGACUUACUUCUGAGUAGACAUGAAUAGGAUUGUGCUGUAACUCAGCAUUUGCUAGGGUGGAAACAGGAGCUGCUUCUCCCAUAUUUGUUACAUAAUACCACAAACCUCGCAGCAAGAUCUAUGGCAGCCAAUGGUCCUUUAGCAGCUCCAUCACUCAGAUGUGGAUCCCAUCUUCCACUUCGUAGGCCCUUUUUUCUCAGGAGUGAAGCUCUUCGGUAGUUCCUUAAAGAAGGUCCUCAUGGUGACUAAUGAAAAGAAGAAAGCCUUGCCUAAGAAGAAGAAAAGGCUACACAGUGCCAGUCCUCUCAGGUCUUCAGUCAACACUAAAGACUCAGAGAGACUACCAACCACAAGUCUAAGUGACAACAUCACAAGACUUUGAGCAUUUAAUUGUUUAAAUGCUAAAUUGCUUAUUUUAUUAUACUGUCUAUAAACCAUGUGUCAGAUGCGGGUGGUGGUUGCUCGUGAGUAACCAGGCAGGACUCCAAGCUGUCUUUUACAGGUUUUAUUGGUGCAAACUAUUUACAGUGCAGAACCACAAAGUUCAUGUCCGUCUUAGUCACUUGCAGAUUCCGGGAGUGGCCCCUUCCGGUUUCUCCCCCAACACAAGAACUUAGACACCCUGAAUCUCUGCCUCCCCUCUUUACGUUUCACCCCUCUGCGUAAGCUGGGCGACAGAAAUGUUAUGUGUGCCUCCUGGCCAGCCGGGCUAGGUGAGGCGCUUGGGCUCUCAGCAGCAUCUUCGAGCCCUCCCUUUGCUUGGCUGCCCCCUUCCCUCUCUUCUCCACUGGAGGUGUGGCUUUCCCCACUGCUGGAGGAGGAGCUGCUCCUCAGAAGCAUCGGAGGCUCUCUGUAUCCCCCUGCCUCCCUCCCCUGUUCCGAUGGCAGUCCCCUGAUACCAUGAUAAGAACGUUUGAAAAAAGAAGCCUGUGCAUUGAAAAUAUGGAAAUAAAUAAUUAUUCUCAUUCUAGUGCUUUGGUAGUAGCAUGUGAAAUGAGGGUGAUUUCUUUCCUGCUUUCUUCAGAACAGUCACAGUGACAGAACUGGGAAGAGAUAUAGACAAUAUAUGUUUAUUUUCUGAAUAGCUAACAAAAGAUAGCAUUAGGAUAACGACAUAGAUUUUGUUUUAACCCAUAAAUUCAUGUUGAUAAUCUUGCGGAGUGGUGGAAUUAUUUUUUCCACAAGGUGAGAUGGCUUUGUAGAACAUGGCAAUGUUUGCACACCUGAAUUAGCGUAGUACCUGUAAUUAUUCCUUUUGUAUCUGAUAAGUGCUUAUAUAUGGUGCUUUAUCAUCUAUAUUAUCUGAUUAGGAAAUGUUUCAGGAAAUGAGUCCUGGUUAAUACUAAGGAUAAAUUCUGAUCAGCAUGAGAAUAAAUGUUGCAAUGCAUCCAUACUUUGUAUUUGAUCACAGGCUUCCAUCUUUCAGAUUGCUUGCUUAUGCUUAUAUACAAGGAAAGAUCUGAACGACUGAAGGGGCUGAAGGAGAGGAACAGUGUGACUUUGGAAGACAUCUGUGGCCUGGAUCCUGGGCUUUGUUAUGAGGGUCUGAAUCACACUCUUGCCAUCAUCUGUUUGAGUCAAGUUGUUAUGCUGGGCUUUGAAAACAAGGAAACCAUGCAUGCCUGGGAUCUGCGCAUUCGCUACAGUUUAGGUGAAGGUAAUGUUUGCUUCUUUUAAACAUAUGGUUCAUUUGGUUAAAGCAAAAAUAUUGUGUACAGGAAUGUGCUUUUGGUGCAUAAGGGAAUUUCUGAAGUACUUUGUGAUAUACCGUAUUUUUCGCUCCAUAAGACACACCUGACCAUAAGUUGCACCUAGUUUUUAGAGAGGGAAUUCAAGAAAAAAAAAUUAAUUAAAGGAAGCGCUGAGCAAAACCUGUAUGCAUCCCAGGCUCUGCUCAGCGCUUCCUUUCACGAGCUGCACGGAGCGUGUGUGCGGCGCUUGCAGGCAUUCCCCUGAGGAGGGAGAAGGGUAGCCCGUCUCCCUCCUCGGGGAAAAGCCCCCAAGAGCCACACACACACUCCGUGCGGCUCUUUAAAGGGAGCGCGGCUCUUGGGGGCCACCUCCUGCAAAAGCCAGGGAUAGUCGCGCAAAGCCUCCGCAGGGCAGCAGGAUGAAGGUUCCCCGCUGCCCUGCGAAGGCUUUGCGCCGCUAAGGCAGAAGCUAAAACAGCUAGAGGGAGCGCUACGCAGCACUUUCUCUAGCUGUUCUGGCUUCUGGGGUAGCCCGCGAAACCUCUGCAGGGCAGCGGGGAGCCUUCAUCCCACUGCCCUGCGGAGGCUUUGAGGGCUACCCCAGAGCUGCUUAGGAGUGUGGGGCAUCUGCGCGCAGCCUGCCUGCUGCUCCCAGGGCUGGCGGGGGAAGCCCAGGUUCCCACCCACCCAGCCCCAGGGACCACACAUUCGCUCCAUAAGACGCACAGACAUUUCCCCUUAGUUUUUAAGAGGAAAAAAGUGUGUCUUAUGGAGCGAAAAAUACAGCAGCUUUGAGACCAGAGAGGGGGGGAAAAAAUUAACAAUUUUACUAGCCUAUGUGCAAACCUAAACAACUGUUUGGCUCCCAUGGGCUUUGUAAACCUAGCAUCAGUGACCAUUUAUACAUAUCAGCAAAUUCAUUCAUGUACCUCUGCUUUUGUGAAGGUGAAUAACAUGGAGUUAUCUCAUAGCUCUGAGCCAUCCCACAUUGGUCCAGAAGUACUGUGAGUCCACUAUGCUUCAGAGACUACAUAACUCUUGCUUUGUGUUUUGGUUGAAUCAUGCUUCCCCUUAUCCUAUUUUAUUUUAUUUUUGUUUUUUUACAAUGAUAUUGUUAACAUAUGAUGGUUCCCUGGUCCUUGGUUGCCUUCUACAAUUAGUUUGGCUACUUGUCCCUCUUUUCUUUUGCUUUUUAUAGCAUCUCUCAGGACAGAGAUUGGGAACUUGUGGCUCUCCAGAUGUUAUUGCACUAGAAAUCGCAUCUUUGUCUGGGGCUGAUGGGAGUUGGAGUGCGACAACAUCUGGAGAAAUGGAGGACCAGAGUUUCCCCAAUCCUAUCUUGGGGCUGUUGUCAUGACUACUUCAUCCAUAGCUGUCAUGUAAAAAAGUCAGUCUCAUGAAGCUUGAUGGUCUCAGCAUUUUACGCACCAUUGCAAAUCAACCUGAAUAUGAGUGCUGGUAUGCAGGAGCUUGAAGCUGGCACACCAGAAAGCUGUGUUAUAAGGAAAAAUUUGGGUUCUUAACGAAUAUCUCCACCCGUUGAUGCUUAAUUCCUACUCCCUACUUCUCCCAUGCAGAUGCCCCCUAGGUCAUUUCAACCAUCUGUGACUCUAAGACUGGAAGUAGGCUUAGGUAAGGGGAAAGCUACAAGAGGAGUGUUGCUUCACUCGCUCUUGCUGAUUUAUUUCUCCCCUGCAAGUGUCCCUGUACCACUGAGAUGAUAACUCACUUGAUGGACUUCACUUGAUGGAGAGCAGAUUUUCUGAAUAGUUGUGACUCGAGUACAGUGGUACCUCGGGUUACAUACGCUUCAGGUUACAUACACUUUAGGUUACAGACUCCGCUAACCCAGAAAUAGUGCUUCAGGUUAAGAACUUUGCUUCAGGAUGAGAACAGAAAUUGUGCUCCAGCGGUGCGGCAGCAGCAGGAGGUCCCAUUAGCUAAAGUGAUGCUUCAGGUUAAGAACAAUUUCAGGUUAAGUACAGACCUCCGGAACAAAUUAAGUACUUAACCCGAGGUACCACUGUAUAAGUGAGAGUGUGGUGUAGUGGUUAAGAGUGGUGGACUCGUAAUCUCGGGAACCUGAUUGGCGUCUCAGCUCCUGCACAUGCAGCUGCUGGGUGACCUUGGGCCAGUCACACUUCUCUGAAGUCUCUCAGCCCCACUCACCUCACAGAGUGUUUGUUGUGGGAGAGGAAGGGAAAGGAGAAUGUUAGCCGCUUUUGAGACUCCUUCGGGUAGUGAUAAAGUGGGAUAUCAAAUCCAAACUCCUCUUCUUCUUCUUUUUCUCUCCCCCACCCCCACUUCACAUCUUGUUAAAAUGCAGCCUUCCCUUUGUUGCCAUUAAAUUAAUGUCUUUUUCUGUGAAAUAUGAAAAAGAUUGUUUCAGUACAGUGGUACCUCCGGUUAAGUAUUUAAUUCAUUCCGGAGGUCCGUUCUUAACCUAAAACUGUUCUUAACGUGAAGCACCACUUUAGCUAAUGGGGCCUCCUGCUGCUGCUGCGCCGCCAGAACACGAUUUCUGUUCUCAUCCUGAAGCAAAGUUCUUAACCCGAGGUACUAUUUCUAGGUUAGCAGAGUCUGUAACCUGAAGCGUCUGUAACCUGAGGUACAACUGUAGUUGGAAGUUCUUUGUUUUCCCUAUGAGCCAUCAGAGUAAAUGAGUUGCUCUUAAAAUAUUCAGCCCUUUGCUGUUAUAUAUUUAAAAAUAGAAUUAAAAUAAAAUUGUAAUGAAAUUACAGGAAAAGAGGUUACCAGCACCAAGUUUUAUUUUAUGUCUUGUAGCUUUGCUAAGCGUCAUUAUAUGAACAUGGAUUAGCAUGAACAUUUUUAUGUUAGUGGUAAUGAAACCAGUCUUCGUGCACAUUUUACUGUUUAAUUAAAGGUAAAGGUAAAGGUACCCCUGCCCGUACGGGCCAGUCGUGUCCGACUCUAGGGUUGUGUGCUCAUCUCGCUCAAGAGGCCGGGAGCCAUCGCUGUCCGGAGACACUUCCGGGUCACGUGGCCAGCGUGACGAAGCUGCUCUGGCGAGCCAGCACCAUCGAGCACACGGAAACGCCGUUUACCUUCCCGCUAUAAAGCGGUACCUAUUUAUCUACUUGCACUUAGGGGUGCUUUCGAAUUGCUAGGUGGGCAGGAGCUGGGACCGAAAGACGGGAGCUCACCCCGCCACGGGGAUUCGAACCGCCGACCAUGCGAUCGGCAAGUCCUAGGCACUGAGGUUUUACCCACAGCGCCACCCGCGUCCCAUUACUGUUUAAUUAUUUUUGGCAAAAUGAUUAAAUUAAUCCCUUGUACUUUCAUUUCUCCCUCCUUCUGAUAGUUCACAGGUUUCAUGUUGUGGUAGCACCAGGAACGAAACUGGAGAGUGGUCCAGCAACUCUCCACUUUUGCAAUGAUAUCCUAGUACUAGCAAAAGAUAACCCACCCUCUAUCAUGGGACAAUGGAAACUCUCAGAUCUGCGACGCUAUGGAGCUGUUCCUAAUGGAUUUGUCUUUGAAGGAGGAACUCGGUGUGGUUUCUGUGAGUUUUCUGCACUUAAAUUUUGAUUAGCUUUUUGAAUAUAGAAAAUUGUAGGAUGAUAGCAUCUCAUCAGUUAGGGAUCUGUAUGUAAGAAUAUAUACCGUAUUUUUCGCACCAUUGGACGCACAUUUUCCCCUCCAAAAAUGAAGGGGAAAUGUGUGUGCGUCCUAUGGAGCGAAUGCAGGCUUUCGCUGAAGCCUGGAGAGCGAGAGGGUCGGUGCGCACUGACCCUCUCGCUCUCCAGGCUUCAGGAAGCUCUGCGCAACCCUCGGAGACCGACUCCGAGGGUUGCGCAGAGCUGCCUGCAGUCCCGGGCUCAGCGCAGCUCUGCGCGGCCACCGGGAGCCGGGCGCGAAGUCCCACCCCGCUCCCGAUGGCCGCGCAGAGCUGCCUGCAGUCCCGGGAUUAGCGCAGCUCUGCGCGGCCAUCGGGAGCCGGGCGCUAAGUCCCGCCCCGCUCCGGAUGGCGGCGCAGAGCUGCCUGCAGUCCCGGGAUCAGCGCAGCUCUGCGCGGCCAUCGGGAGCGGGGCGCGACGUCCCGCUCCGCUCCGGAUGGCGGCGCAGAGCUGCCUGCAGUCCCGGGAUCAGCGCAGCUCUGCGCGGCCAUCGGGAGCGCUCCGGAUGGCCGCGCAGAGCUGCCUGCAGUCCCGGGAUCAGCGCAGCUCUGCGCGGCCAUCGGGAGCGCUCCGGAUGGCUGCGCAGAGCUGCCUGCAGUCCCGGGAUCAGCGCAGCUCUGCGCGGCCAUCGGGAGCGGGGCGCGAAGUCCCGCCCCGCUCCGGAUGGCCGCGCAGAGCUGCCAGCAGUCCCGGGAUCAGCGCAGCUCUGCGCGGCCCCCGGGAGCCGGGCGCGAGUCCCGCCCCGCUCCGGAUGGCGGCGCAGAGCUGCCUGCAGUCCCGGGAUCAGCGCAGCUCUGCGCGGCCAUCGGGAGCGCUCCGGAUGGCGGCGCAGAGCUGCCUGCAGUCCCGGGAUCAGCGCAGCUCUGCGCGGCCAUUGGGAGCGCUCCGGAUGGCGGCGCAGAGCUGCCUGCAGUCCCGGGAUCAGCGCAGCUCUGCGCGGCCAUCGGGAGUCCCGCCCCGCUCCGGAUGGCCGCGCAGAGCUGCCUGCCGUCCCCGGCUCAGCGCAGCUCUGCGCAGCCACCGGGAGCCGGGCGCGAAGUCCCGCCCCCCUCCCGAUGGCCGCGCAGAGCUGCCUGCAGUCCCGGGAUCAGCGCAGCUCUGCGAGGCCAUCGGGAGCGGGGCGCGAAGUCCCGCCCGCUCCGGAUGGCCGCGCAGAGCUGCCUGCCGUCCCCGGCUCAGCGCAGCUCUGCGCGGCCACCGGGAGCCGGGCGCGAAGUCCCGCCCGCUCCGGAUGGCCGCGCAGAGCUGCCUGCAGUCCCAGGAUCAGCGCACUUCUCGCCAGCCCCACAAGCUCAGGGGACAGCGGGGAGGCAGAGCGCACCUUCCCGCUGUUCCCCGACCUAGUUCUUCCAGCCCCGCACCUGGGGGGGAAAUAAAAAUAUUUUUCUUUAUUUCCCCCCCCAAAAAACUAGGUGCGCCCUAUGGGCCGGAGCGUCCUAUGGAGCGCAAAAUACGGUAUAUUAAAAAUAUUAGGGCUGCAAAUAAAGUGGCAAAAUGGUCCUAAAAUAUAAUGUUCUAUUAUGUCUGUGAACAACUAUGGGGCUGUGGAACUGUGUGGAUGUGCAUUCUUCUCAGAAAGGGGAGGUUUAUUUGCACAGCUUGACAUAUCCCACCCCAUUCUAUGGCUUUUAGUCACAUUGGCUAGCUGUGCCCCUUUGAUAAUGAAUGUAUUCUCUUCCAAGAACUGGAAAAACAUUAUUCUGUCAAGUAAUGUAGAGCAUUCAUAGGGCAUUGUAGACAUCAAUAAAUUAGAGGUAAAAUGAAUUUUUGUGAGGUUUGAUUUUUGUGUUGAACUAUGAAUAUGGAUGAACCUUUCAAUACAGCUAAGCAAAUCUCUCUCUCCCUCUCCCUCUCCCCCUCCCUCUCUCACUCACACACACAAUCAAAAUAGUGUAUUUUCCCAUUUUUUAUGUUAAUCACAGUUCAAACAGACCUAUGCAAAUGCCCCCCCUCCCGAACUUAAUGUUUAGGCACCAGGGAAUUUUGUAGUCCCUUUAGGAGCAAGAGAACUGUGCAUUCUCAAAAUUUGUCAGAAUAAGCUUGGAGAAUCUCCUUUAUACACUUUCUGAAAGCCUUCCAUCUUCCUUGUACAGAAAUAAUGAUUUGACUCAACAUUGUGAAAUUUACCCAGUUAAUUUCAAUUGCCUCUCCAGCUUUGUUUAACUUUGAUUCAGUGAUUGAUUUUGCUGAUUUAUUAGCACACUCACAAACUCUUGAGUCUAUUUCUAAAUAAAGCAUAUUUUAGGUUUUGCAAGGUAAUUUUUUAAAAGAAAGAAAUGGUUUUUUUCAAAGGGAUUUCCAAGUUUUUUUAAAAAAGAAUUUUUAAAUUGAGCUGUUGGAAGAACAAUAUUCUUACUCUGUAAAAUGUUUUUUUUUAAUGGAUAUUCAACUGCUGUCCACUAUAAUGGCUCCCCCUAGUGAGUAGCAAAGGAGGCAGCUAUUUUUAUGAGUUUGAAUUUUCCAAAAUUCACCUCAGAACAGGUGUUGGGGGGGGCAGGAAACGGCUCCCCUGCAAAAGAAUUUUGUCUCCCUGUCAUUAAAAUGUUUCUUAAUAAAAAUACCCCAUUUGAAACAGCUGUGAACCAGUCCAUGUCAGUUUAUUACAGGAUUUGGGAGCUAACCCUGUGGACUAUUUUAGGGAUUGUGUGGUUUCCUGGAGCCUUAAUAUCCAGAUUUCAUUCACUUUAUUCCUAUGUCUAGAAUGUGGAUAAAUAUUAGAUAAUGUUUCAGGGGGGAUACUUGAAACAGACUGAAAAAUUAAGAAUCAUUUUUGUCAAUGAAAUAAUAAAAAAGACUUUUUGGAUUAUUUCUAGAAAAAAAAUAAGUAGUAAAAUAAUAUUUAAAAAGGAAAGGCAGUUAAAAUUUCAUUUUGAAAGCAUUUUAUCACUAUUCAUUCUAGACUGUAAUAAUAUAUUCAAAAUGUUUGAUAGAAGAUCGGGUUCUUGUUUCAUUGUGUCCAAACCACCGUAAAAAAAAGCCUUCUGCAACUAUGUGGUUUUUGCUAUAUUUAAUUAUCCACUAAGACAAGAGCCCAAUAAUGUGUUGCCCUUCACAAACAAAAGUUCACAAUGUAGCGCAAGAUAGCACCUUUUCCUCUCUGGUUCAGGAAUUUGACCAAAACAGCAACCACAAGUCCAUAUUAUUAUAGUGCUUUGGUCUAGUACAGAAACACUGUACACAGGUACACAGGUUAAGAACCUCUGAAAUGUGACCGCUUAAGGAUAAGAUCUUUCUGGAAGCAAUUCUAGAGCCAGCAUAGCAUAUAGAUUGCUCCUUAGGUUCUUUUGAUGUUGCAUAAAUAUGCCAAUGUGUCCUUCAUCCAGAAUUUAAAAUCGUCCUAAACGUUUUGCUUUCUUUCAGGGGCUGGUGUGUUUUUUUUAUCUUGCAUGGAAGGAGAAAAGAUCAGCUUUCUCUUUGAUUGCAUUGUUCAUGGCAUCUCUCCAAUGAAAGGCCCUUUUGGUCUACGUCCAGUCCUGCCAGGUUAGUUUUGGAUGUAUAGCAUAACUAGCACUUUUUUCAGCCGGAACUCAGUUCCAGCACCUCCCAGGUAGGCGCCAUUGCCAUUAUAAGAGAACAAGGGGUGCAUUUAUAGUGAGUUCUGGCACCUCUUUUUCUAGAAAAAUAGCACUGUGCAUAACCAUGUAACAAGGGAGUUUAGCUUGUAUAAUAUAUUUCACUUUGAUUGGAAUAAGAGGUUCUGGAUGCAUAAAAUGUUUGUCAUCAUUAAACAUCAAAAUACAAUUACAUGUACAUUUUUCCUUGGAUUGUCUAAAUAAAAGGUAUAUAUAUAGUUGCAUAGGUAAAGAGACCCCUGACAGUUACGUCCAGUCGCGAAUGACUCUGGGGUUGCGGUGCUCAUCUCGUUUUACUGGCCGAGAGAGGCGGCGUUUGUCUGCAGACAGUUUUCCCAGGUCAUGUGGCCAGCAUGACUAAGCUGCUUCUGGCAAAACCAGAGCAGUGCACGGAAACGUCGUUUAUCUUCCCGCCGGAGCAGUACCUGUUUAUCUACUUGCACUUUUUGGUGUGCUUUCGAACUGCUAGGUUGGCAGGAGCUGGGACUGAGCAAUGGGAGCUCACCCCAUGGUGGGGAUUCGAACCGCUAACCUUCUGAUCGGCAAGCCCUAGGCUCUGUGGUUUAGACCACAGCGCCACCUGUGUCCCAUAUAGUUGCGUAAAUGUUUAUAAAUGUUAAAAAGCUAGAGGGGGACCCAACUUUAAUUUCAGAUGUUGAGUUGAGUUGCAUCACACUACUCUGAAAAUUAACUUGUUAAACUUUGACAUAAUUGGAAGUUGCCAGGUAAUUAAUUUUGAAAGUAAAAAUUUUCCUUGCUAGGCAACCAUCAAGAGCAUUGCUAUUAGUUCAGUUUAGUAUCAGGUGAAUCAUAGGAUCAUAGAAUUGUAGAGUUGGAAGGGACUCAAGUGGCAACUGGUCUAAUGCCCUGCAAUGCAGGAAUCUCAACUACAACAGAUGACCAAACAUCCUCUGCUUAUAAACCUCCAAGGAGAGUCCACUACAUUCUAAAAAAGUCCAUUCCACUGUCAAAAAGCUCUUACUGUCAGAAAGUUCUUCCCGAUGUUUAGUUGGCAUCUCCUUUCUUGUAAUUUGAAACUAUUGGUUCAAGUCCUAUCCUCCAGAGCAGGAGAAAACAAGCUUGCUUCAUCUUCCAUGGGACAUACCCAACUCCCUCAACCAUUCCUCAUCAGACUUGGUUUCCAGACCCUUGAUUAUCUUGGUCACUCUCCUCUGCACAUGUUCUAGCUUGUCAAUAUUCAGUAUCCAAUUGUGAUGCCCAGAACUAGACACAGUACUCCAGGUGUGGUCUGACCAAGGCAGAAUAGAGUGGUGCUACAUCCUGAGAAUGGCUGACUGGCAGGCUAAACCAAGUGAGGGUAGCCAAUGGAUCUUAAAUCCUUGGUGAGUUAGGGACUUGCCCUGCAUGUGAAGACAGGCUCUGGUGGAUUGAGCAGAAGAGACCCACAGUGGGCCAAUGGUCAAGAAGGCAGCGACUGCUGUCAAGGGAAGUAAGGACAGAUGGGGCUCAACCUCGGAGAAGCAAAAUUCUGAUCCUAAACCUCCGCUGCCUUUUGGGAUAUCUUUGGGAGAAGAAAAGUCUCAGGAGUAAACCCUAGACAAAUCCAGAGUGGAGUCCCUAAGAUGGUUGGAUACACUCCUUCCAGCAACUCCUGCAGCCAAGCUGAUGCCAAACAUAUUCCUCUGCUUUUCUUUGGACCACCUCAGCGAGGCCAAGGGGGCGGGUUGUUGCCUGGGCAGCCCAGGACCUCCAGACACACUGCCCAUUCUUGCACCCUGGGGAGGUCACUUUGGUGCUGUUAACGCAAAGGUUAGACUUCACCCCUGGAGGCAGACUCCAUUGUCUCUCAAGACAGAUGGAUGCCAACAACAACUGGUUGGUUAGAAGGAAACAAUCAUAUUGUGUAGUUUGAAAUACAUGAAUACAUUAUUAGCACCCCAAAUUUUUAGUCCAAGCAUCAUUAGUUCAGUUGUAUCUCAUAGAAUGAGACAAACCUUGAAGAAACAUGAUUUACAGGCCAAUUCUACAAGUGUUGACUCAGCUGUAAAUCCCAGUAGGCUCAAUUGGGCUCACUUUCUGAUAGGUGUGCAUAGGAUUUCAGCUGUUAAAUAUUUAGAACAUUAACACUUAAACUUCAAAGUGGUUCAAGAAAUCACUGUGUGGUCUUCAACAACCUAGAUUAAAAUUUGUGCAUCCUACCAGAUUAAAUGAGGGCAUGGUUGUCACUGAAGGGAAAGUAAUAUCUGAUAAAUGGUGAAAAUAGCAUUGAUGUCUAGCUAUUCAAAUAUAUUUUUACAAAUGUAUUAACUGUAAUAAUUACUGAAAUUCCUGACUGGAAAAUGGAAGAACAAGUAUUGUUUGCCAAGAAGGAAUUAUGAAUUUAUCAUUUUACAGUGGUACCUCGGGUUAAGAACUUAAUUCGUUCUGGAGGUCCGUUCUUAACCUGAAACUGUUCUUAAUCUGAGGUACCAUUUUAGCUAAUGGGGCCUCUGGCUGCUGCCGCCGCACAAUUUCUGUUCUCAUUCUGAAGCAAAGUUCUUAACCCAAGGUACUAUUUCUGGGUUAGAGUCUGUAACCUGAAGCGUCUGUAACCUGAAGCGUCUGUAACCCGAGGUACCAUUCCUGGAGGGAGUUAUUAGCAGCUGAUAUUAAAAACCUCCCCUUCUGAUGCUAUGUGUAAAGAUUUUGGGUGGCAGGAAAGAACAGAACUCCAGUACCUUGACUAUAAAGCAACAAAGUGCUCAUGUUUAAGGUUCGCAGGCAGCCUUGAUGCUUGCUCCAGGUGCUCUACUUAGACUAUUAAAGUGGAAGCAUUUUUUUUUUUACAGCUAGGCCUCAGUUGUGAUUUGUUACUUUGGUUUUGAUUUUUUAAAGACCCCAGCAUAAAUCCUGCAUGCACGGAAGAGAGAGUGGCCCAUGAAGCUUUGCAGUUAGAGAAGCGACUCAGCCUUCUGUCCCAUACAAGUUAUCAUGGGAGUGCAGGUAAGGACAAAGUACAUCAUCCACCUGGGCAUUUGAUCCUGUUUUCUCAGGCCUCUGACAUAAGGGGUGGUGGCACGGGGGCCCCAAGGCCUCUCCAGCUGACUCACCAACCACUUUUCCCGGGCCCCACAGCCUCUGAGGCCCCUCGCCUUCUGCAGCCCUGGUUCCAAGGCUGAACAGCCACUUCCCCCUGAGCAGCAGUACCAGAUUGUGGGAGGCAUGAAAUUUCCACCGCCCCUGUUUGUGAUGUCUCCCCACCUGCUGCUGCUCCACUGAUUUGCAAGAACAAGUGGGAAAGGGGGGGGGGGCAUGGCUGCCCACAGAGGAGGGGGUUGCUCUCUUUCCUCAUGGGCAGGUCACCGUGUUUCUGUGCUAUUGGAAAAAGGGAGGACUCUCCAUGGGGUGUUUCUCUCUCAUUGAUCUCACCCACUGCAGGCUUUCAAGCCCCUAGAAGCUGGCCAGGGAGUGAAUGUGCCCUCAAGUGGUGUCCCCUUACCCAAUAAAGGGCUUUUCCGCACUUCCUGUUCCCCACAUCUUUCCCCCAUGGAAAGCACUCAGUCAGAGCAAAUGGGAAUUUGGGUUUCCCCCAGGUUGCCAUUUGUUCUGAUCUCUUGCGAGAGCAGGUUUUACUUUGGAAAGGAGCAGCCGGGCAAGGGUGAAAGCCCUUGGACAUGUGUUUUCUAGGCAUCACACAAGCGGAAGUGCGGAUGAGCCCUUAAAAGGUAAAGGACCUCUGACAGUUAUGUCCAGUCGCAGACGACUCUGGGGUUGUGGCGCUCAUCUCGCUUUACAGGCCGAGGGAGCCGGCGUUUGUCCGCAGACAGUUUUUCCGGGUCAUGUGGCCAGCAUGACUAAGCCGCUUCUGGCGCAAUGGAACACUGAAACCAGAGCAGUGCAAGGAAACGCCGUUUACCUUCCCGCCGGAGCAGUAACUAUUUAUCUACUUGCACUUUUGGAUGUGCUUUUGAACUGCUAGGUUGGCAGGAGCUGGGACCAAGCAAUGGGAGCUCACCCUGUUGCAGGGAUUCGAACUGCCGACCUUCUGAUCGGCAAGCCCAAGAGGCUCAGUGGUUUAAACCACAGCACCACCUGCAUCCCUGGGACGAGCUCUUAGACUCCUCAAAAUAGCUAAAGCUAAAGUCACAUCUAGGCCAUGGCUUUAGACUAGAGAGAUGAUGAGAUGAAAUUUGUCAUUGGGUAUAUUUGCCGUUCUUCAUUCUCCUGUAGCAGUUGUGGGGUACCUCUGGCCUAGUGGCCUAAUUAGGUUUGGCAUGAAUCAUAAUUUUGUCCACACCUGAUGUCACAUAUGAUGUUGGGCUGGGGCAGGUAGAGACAGGGCUUCAAAGGGACAACUGGAAGCUUUGUGUGAGCUUCUGGCGGUUCCUUUGCAAGUGGGGCUCCUUGUCAGUGUCAAUCAGCCGGAUGAUGCUGACAGGGUCCCGUUCUGGAACUGGCUGCACUAGGAAGUUUCCCACUGGAAAAUCCCUAAUGCAGCCAAGGGACUUGGUUUCUCUAAAUUGAGUGUUACUCCCCUCACAGAUGUAGUGAUCUAGAACUCCCUGAACUGUCAAAGUCAGAAGUAUGGCUGAUAACCCAGCUAUCAUCUUUCUUUAUAGUUCAGCCAUUUCCACUUGAAUCAUCAAUCUCCUUUCUUUCAUCCUAGGUGAUGACAGAAGCUUAUCAAGUUCAUCUUCGGACACAAGCCAUUCUGAUGCUAGCAUUGGGAGCAGAUUGACUAUUUGGGCAGACCAGUCUUCAGCCAGUACUUCUCAAGAAAGUCAUGGAUUGCCUGCAGCAAAGGGAAUUCAUCUUGGGGAGGAGAAGGCCCAUUCAGAAGGUGUCCGCAGCAUCACCAAACCACCUCCUAAGCUGCUUCGAUCCAGACAACUGCAAGAAAUAGGCCGCCAAAGUUCUUCUGAUAGUGGGAUAGCUACUGGGAGUCAUUCUUCUUACUCAGGAAGUUUUUCCUCAUAUGCUGGGAGCCUGGACAUUUGCCGUGGUGAUGAAUUUGGAUCAUUGUUGAGUCUGCCGCUGAACCUCCCUUCAGACCAGAGUAUAUGCACUUGUCCACCAGGUGAUCACCUGAGGAGCCCUGGCCUGGAGUACCAAGUUCCCAGUUCCCUUAGACACGCCUAUGACACACCCAGGAGUUUGCUACAGGUAGCUGCUAAAGACACACAAAGUUCAAGUUCAGAUUCCUCAUUAUCCAAGGGUGAAUCAUCUCAAGAAAUUAGUGACCUCAAACUGCCAUUGCCGCAUCUGGAAGCAGAAGCUUCUCCUGAGCACAGAGGGGAAGGGGGCAUGCAAGCAGCUGUCCCCCAGGAACAUGCCAAAGACUCAUCACUUGAGGCAAGCAUAGAUUUUGUUUCAAGGUGGUCACAUAUAAGACAACAAGCACAAUUGUUAGAUUCUAGAAGUACUGAUGUGGCAACAUUCGUUGGGGUCUCCAGCAGCCCGUGUGAACUGUGUAGCUCUCCUUCUGGGACAACUCGAGCUUUCUUUUCACCUUGCCCGGUCUGUGGAGGGCUAAAGGUAAAUCAUUGUUCUGAGCACAUGCUAGUCUUGUUUGUAGAAUUGUGUGCAUUUUAUGGGCGGAUAAAUGCUACUAUAUAUGUGCCAAUGGUAGCUGAAAUCAGUUCCCGUCAGGAAAACAUUAACAACAACAGGUAAAUGUUAUUUUAUUCAUUACAUUUAUAUCCAACCUUUCGUUCCAUUGCAUUCAGGGUGUCAUGCUUAAGGUUACUGGGUGAUUUCCCAUGCAGACAUUGACCAGCCCAGGUUUGCUGAGCUUCAGCCUUCAUACCUUGUCCCAGGACUAUGUGGAGGGCACCUUGCACGCCUCCUUCCAGCAACUCCUGCAGCCAAGCUGGGGCCAAAUGGAUUGCUCUGCUUGCCUUUGGUCUUGUCAUCUGAGCAGUCAUACACACUGCCUGGGCUUGUGCCCCGGAGAGCUCACCUUAGUGCUGCUAACACGGUUGUUUGGCUUCACCCCUGGAGGUACGCUCCACUGUCUAUUGAGACAGACAAGUGCCAAUGAUUCUUUUCCCAUUUUGGAGGGCCAAAUGUUCCUGAAGACAACUAUUAAGUCUGUAGGAGGAAUCAGUUUGUUCCAUCAGAAAUAACUGAACAUAUGUUCAGACUUUUAUUAAAAUAAAUUGUGUUGGGCCAUUCUGAGAUGGCCUGUCUUAGGGUAUGGUUCCUGCCAGCCAGCUCGUAAUUCAACUGAAGAUUGCCCCUAGUCCAGGAGUGGGAACCUUUUCUCUAUAAAGGGUCAAUGGCACUGGCGGAGGAAGAGGAGUGCGGGGGGAGUGCACCGCCCCCGGCAGCACGAUCCUGGUGGGGUGCCAUCGCGGCUGCCCCCCUGCCCGCACUGGGUGCCACACCCCCGCAGGCGGCGUGCCAUGCUCCCAGGACACACCAUGCCCCUGCGGGUGGUGCGCCACGCCCCCAGGAUGCACAACAUGCCCCUGCGGGUGGCGCACCAUGCCCCCGGGAUGCGCGCCAGCCAUGCCCCUGCCUGCUCUUCGCCCCCCGGUGCCGGAGCAUGAAGCUCCGCCACUGGUCAGUGGUGCAAUAGGUCAGUGUGUCUCGCUGUUAACCAGAAGGUUGGUGGUUUGAGCCCCCCCAGCGACAGCUGUGGGCAGGAUUCCUGCAUUGCAGGGGUCCCUUGGGGGUUCCUUCCAGCUCUGGUGCUAUGAUUCUAUUACCCUCUGGAAAAGCCAGUCAAGGGCUAUAACUGAUGGUGGGCCAAGCCAGAGCCAAAAAUGAGCGGUAUUUGCAGCAUUUUAGAGCUCGCUCGCUCUCUGUGCCACCUUGACUUUGAAACUGGGCCUAGCGUUGCAUGCUGCCUGGGAGCCAUCGGGCCCCUAGCCCAAGGCAUUAGUGUUAUUGUACCACUUGCUAUAUCUAGAUGUUCAAGUGGAAAGUUUCAUCCUUUUAAACAAAAGUGAUUCAGUUCUUUGUCUCUGCAAAAUCUUUAGGUGAGCAGCUCCACAAUGUAACCAUGCCUUAUUGCUCUGGCAUUUUAGCUCCUUGAAUGUGGCCUGAAAAUGAGACAAAACAUGGUACUUAUACUAGUGAAAAGUUUAUUGCAACAGGUUGGGGGAGCAUGAAAAAAGUUGGGCCAAGUACACUAUAAAGUAUUGAGUAAACAUCAUGGGUCAUUCAUAUAUAUAAUUCAGAGUCUGGUUACUGUGCUGGUUAAGAAUAUAUGAAGUACCAUAACUGAGGAACUUUAAAUAUAAUGAUCUUACUCAGCUGUCACAGUCUUGCUUGUGUCAUUUCCCCCUGCUGUUCCUGGCGACUUCUUGACUGACUGGUUGCUUCCAAAGGCCUCCAGACAGAGACCAUUGAGAAGGGGGAAGUUUGGGAUGCCACUGUAAUUUUAGCUUUUCUAAUAAUAGGGCAGUGGUGCAAAAAGUGUUAGGCAAAUUGACCAGUCCUCUUUCAGAAUUUGCCAAGGCCUGAGAUGGGCAAAUGGGAGGACUAGUAUCUCUGAAAAUGUGCCACGUUAGAAAUUAAGUGCUUAGCGUGAUUUCUAAAUCAGCACAUGUUCAGAAUACCUGUUGUAAGGAAAAUCAAUAGGAGAGCUGUUGUGUCAUGCCUGGCUUGCAAACCACCCUGGAAUUUCUGAAUGGUCACUGUUGAUAACAGAAUGCUAGACAGAUGAACUUUGAUUGCUGGGAUGCCACAAUUACUUUCCUGUUCUUAUGAGGAUUUGGUCCUACUCUUUGGCUUCAAGUCAUUUGUCCCUCAUAUCUGCUGUGUGGCGGCUGCUUUAUGUUUCUCAGUGAUGAGGGAGCAAGCAUGCAGCAGAGGCUUACUUCUUUAUUGCUGCACAUAUUCCAGGGCUGAGACAAUACAGAAAUAUAUACUAGGCUUGCUUUUUCUCCAUUUAGCAGUGUGGGCCUACUUGCAGGGCGCUGGUCUGCAUGUAACCAUAAACCAAGAAAUUCAGUAGUGUCCUGAACUUUCCAGAAGCAGGGGUUAGUGGCUAGUGGGAUUGAUUGAUUCAUUACAUUUCUAUAUCUCAUGAUAACAACUUUCUUGGGCAGCUUGCAAUGUCAGUAAACUAUUAAAAUGCACCGGUCACUUACAGAAGAAUAAAACAUCAGGCUUCAACAGAAUUUAAAAGAUUUAAGAUUAAUUUAAAGAAAUUGAAGAAAUUAAAAAGGUUUGUGCCUGCCACAAAAAACUCUAAAGUAGGUGCCAAGUGAGCCUCUCUGGGGACAGCACUCUGCAGCCAAGGUGCCAGUGCCAAAGGGGGCCUCUCUCUACCAGCCCCUUGCUAAAAGAUAUUGUAGUUUAAUGUUGAAUGAACAGCCUGCUGGUGCAUGCUGAUCAAUAAUGCCUGAUUUGCUCCUCCUCGGCCCCUGCUUUUGCUGCAUUGAGGAGAAGACAAACCAGAUUCUUUCUUCACAUUAUAUGGAAACCCAUCCCUUGCCUUUUCCACAUUUGUGGAAGCCAGGGCAAUUCCUCCUUGAGCUCAGCUUAAGUUGGCUGACCAUGGUAAGUCCCCCAAAGGGGUUGUUCUGGGGGUGCAGCAAUGGGGUAGGGCAGGACAGGGGCAGACUUGUACCUAUUCCAAACGCCUUUCAGCUCAGCCAUGUGACCUAGCAACCCAGUUGAACUUACACCAGCAAAAAUGAUAAUGUAAGUCAAAGCCUUCUUUUAAAGUCUUGUUUUCCCUCUGCCAGGCUCAGGACAGCUCAGCAAGCACUAGCUGGACAGAGUUUGGGAAAGGAGUAACUUAUGCCUGCUUAACUCAAGGCAGUGUUAAGUUCUGCUGGAUUCCUAUAGUUAGGAUUGAUCUGUUUUUUUAAUUUAAUAGUGAUGAUCUUCUAGUUCAUAUGGAGGUCAAUUUCAGCAUAAAGUGUUCAUCUGUUGCAUAUAUAUAAUCAUUUACAUAUGCAUAAAGGAUUAAUCAUUUCAAAUGUACUUGUAAAAUUAUUCACAAACAAUAUUGAGAGCUGGACUGACAGGAUUUGAGCUCAUUCAAACAAGGUGAAUUUAUUAUGCAGUUCCUUGGAACUUUUAUCAACAAGAUUAAAUUGAAAAUAGUUUUGAGAACAGUUUAUCAGGUGAAAAAUUUCAGUGUUAAGUUUGCAAGAAACUCAUUCAUGAUAAUGCAUCUGUUUCUCUCUCUCUCUCUCUCUCUCUCUCUCUCUCUCUCUCUCUCUCUCUGUUUUUUUAAAAAAGGAAACGUCUAUUUUAUCAUCUGGAAUUUUACCAGCCAGCCCAGGUAAGAGGCAAUGAGAUUUUUGCUAGAUGUUGACACCUGUUGAUUUCAGUACUCAGGGAAAUGAAAUUACAAGUUAAGGUCCCAAUCCACAGGACUGCAAUAUUUAUUCUUGGACUUAAAAGAAAAACAAGUCUUAAGCUUAAGGAGAGCAAAGUAUUAAUAAAUUCACUCUGUAUCAAAAAGAAUUGUAAGCUCAUGUGUGCCAUCCCUCACACUGUGCUGAUUUUACAGCUACCUAUAUUUACCUGGUCUUUGAGCCCUAAUCCUCUUUCUUUGUGGGUUAGGGCAAGUAUGUACAUGCACACAAAACAAAAGCUCCCUCCUGUUCUUUCCUUCCCAUCCCCACCCCUAUAACUUUGCUUCAUAUCAGGUAUAUUUUCCUUACGAGUCAUGUGUGCCAUCAGAUCCUGCUUCUAUGGGCGCCGGCAUUCAUUUCAGUAGAGGAAACAGCAUGGUACAUGCAAACAACCUCCUCCAUAGAAACCAACCGACAAGUUUUUGGUUGUGGAUCUCUGUGUGCCCACAUUUCCCACUAGUUGAAGGUUCUAGUUUGUCUUCAAAGUCAACAAGGUCCAAGACAGAGAGCAUUACAAUAGUCAGACAUAGCAAAACCCCCUCAACUACUUUCAAUAAGCAUUCCUAGUUACUCUACCUCCAAAGAUGAGGAAAUAACAGCCCUGUCAGUUGCAGCCAAACCAACCUCUGCCUCCUGGGCCAAAUCAAACUCUCCAGAGUCCAAAGAGAUCCCGCCAGAAUCACCUUUGUCUUCUCUGGCAUGAGCUUCUGCCAUGCAGGACUUGGAAGUAAAUAUGAGGAUUGAAAUCCAAUACACAUCUGAAGGCAUUAGCCUUCUUGACCCAAGCUGACCUAUUUUUCCAGAAGUUACUUAAGAACCAAAUCAAUCAAUUUUUUAUUUUUUGGAAAAAUAGGUUUCAAAUAAUCUUUUGACUUUAUGUUCAUUUCUAUAUGUAAUCUGUUCUUACAAAUUAAUAAUGAUUAUUAUCACAUAACAAUGUGCAUCUAGGUGCAAGGCCAAUUAAAAUAAUUCCUGUUGACAUUAUGUUACUUGGUUGGAGAUGGCUAUUCCAUUUCUGUUGUCAUGCAAGUGGGAAUACAUAUCUAAUUUUGUUGUCCUUGGCUACUAGUCAUGUGCAGUUGUUAUAUUGUGGUCAGUUGUGUUAUAUUUUUAGUGUUAAUGAUAUCUAAUGGAUAUCAGAAAGGCUGCAAUAGGAAAUAGAAAAAGCUUUUAACUGAUUCCUUUCAUCAGCUGAAUUAGCUUUAGGAAGCAUUUGCAGAAUUUUUGUUCAAAGCAAAGUCAAUGGAAUAAUGACUUCAUCUCUCAGUGACUCCAAAGGUGGGGGGAAUAGUAGUAGGAAGAAGAAACAGGGAAUUGAUUUAUCUAUUACUGCCCCACUGCCACGAAUAUCUCUACAAAGCAAUUUAUUUUGAGCAACUGGGCACAAUAGAACCAUAAAUGUAGCUAAAGAUUUUUAGUAUUAAGUUGGAGAUUUUUUAAAAACAGGUGGUGCUUCUAGGAUAGUGUUUUGGUCCCUGAAAGCAUAUAAAGGACAAACUUUACAAGUAGAUAGGCAUAGUAUUUGGAGAGGCAAUUUCCUCAAACAAACCUAGGUCAAAGAAGCAAGUACUCAGUAUUUUUGAUGAGAUAGAUAGUUAUGCUUUAUUUUUCUAUUCAGAUAGGAAGGGCUGUGUGUGUGGAAAGUCACAGGCAGUAAUCUUUGCAUUUAAACUGCAAGUUGGAAGACCUUUUGUGAGGAAGUGCAUCACAGGAAUAAUGGUUUUGGUAGGAUCCCCAUGGUCAAAGCAAUGUUUGCUGUAGUUCUCGGUCCUUGGAGUUCCUGUGAUGAAUUAAUAUGUUUGAAUUAUUUAAGAAAAUGAAGUUUAAUGAGGAGUAAGCUCCAUGAAAGAUAAGAAAAUCCUGUUUACAGAUGAUCUUCUCGAGUUCAUUUUUAUGUCCAUCUUAUGUGGUACCGAUCCUGAAGUGCAGAUUGCACCAUAUGGGAAAGCAACUGUUCCCUUGUAGAAAUUGUAAAAAGUACCGUGACAAACUUUUCUCUCAAGUUUGAUAGGUUUAACAGUUUUGAUUUUCCAGGUGUCCCCUCACAUAAAAUUGAGGUGAACUAGUCCUUCUGUGGAGCUGUACCAUUUAUAAUCAGAUGUGUCUGCUAUUACUGUCAUUCAGUUAGGUAGACUGUCUUAAAAGACUCUGGGAAGGUUGCAAGUAUCACAGCACUCCCGAACCCCAUGCACCAUGACCGAUUAGCGCACGGUGCAAACUCUUCAAACGGUGGUAGUAUUUAUUCCCUUCAAAGUGUUCUUAGAAGCAUAUAAUACUUCCUAGAUAAUCUCCAUAUUUCUUGACUGAGCCACAUUUUUUAAUCCUUUGCAAGGAAACUUAAAGAAUUGAGACAUGUGCGUUAUUAUUACUGUCCAUAUUGUUGUUUAAAAUUGGAAUAAUAAUAAUAAUAAUAAUAAUAAUAAUAAUAAUAAUUUAUUAUUUAUACCCCGCCCACUCUGGGCGGCUUCCAAAAAAAUAUUAAUGUAUAGAUUUCUGUAUGCUCUAGGUCCUAAAGGAAGCUAUGAAUUUAUGAUGCCACCUACAGAGUCUGGCGCUCCAUCUGAUCCUGAAGAAGCUGGUGAGUAAACUGACUUGCAGCAGAGUACACAGACUGGUGGUGAUUUCAUAUGAAUAGGCAGACAGAUUCAGUUCAAUGGGUGGCGAGGGAACACUCCGAAUGACACAAGGCGUCGGACAAACUCUUAAUGGGGGAUAUGCAGAAACUCAGUUCCAGCACCUCUCAGGUGUGUGCCGUUGCAAUUAUAAGAGAACGAGGGAGGUGUUCAUGGUGAGUUCUGGCACCUCUUUUUCUCGAAAAAAAGCACUGGGGAUAUGAUUAGGGCCCAAGCAGGCACUUGCUGGAGGAACAACGUGAGCUACUUCCUAAAUGAAAAAGCCAUGAACAUAUAGGGAGGGUUCCCUGGAGUAUUACAAAGCAUACCUCACCCCAAGAGAGUUUUGUUUUCCAUAGAAUACCCAACUUUAAUCAGACCUUUGCCUUGCCCAGUCCUCUUUUCCUCAUUUCUAAGCAUGUAUAUCAAUAUAAUCUUUGUGGAGAAUCUGUAGAAGUUCUUUUAUUCGUAAGUUAUUCCACUGCCCUUUACUGGGUAAUUUCCUCUCAAUGAAAACACAAGCUUCAGAGGAAGGAAUGUCCCUCAGAACAAAACAGGGGAGGAUAGGGUUAUAUUCCCCACCCCCAGCUGCUGCAGUCCUGAUCAUUAUCAUUGCCCCCCCAUCCAGCUGAUGCUAUUUGCAUUUUUUUAAACUUCCACUGUAAAUGCAAAGGUGUACUUUCCUAUGCUGAAAUGAACAGGGUGGGGGGCUUUUAAGCAGGAGAACUCCAUGAGUGCAUGAAUUCAAAGAUUUCCCUUCUUGCCUUACACCCAAGUUGAUGUCUUUUUACUUCUUCAGGGGGCUUAAGUUAAUGUAUCUUUUAAAAGCAUGUUCCUUCUCAUGGCAGGGGCAGUAGGUUAUUCAGCAGACCUGCCAAUGGCUGAUCGAUUGCAUGGUGAAAUGGCAACCUAUGUUAAUAUUCCUACCAGCCCCACAUCAAAGAAACAGCUUCAUUACAUGGAGUUGGAACUUCAGGAACCUAGUACAAGCAUAAGAGGUAAAAUAUCUUUGAAAGCAACUGAAGCAUUUUUCUGUUGUUUUUGCAUAACAUUUUAGGCUGUUCCAGGGACCUAAAGGGGCUUUUGCAAAGCUACACUGUGGCAUGGUCCCCUUUUACAGAUGCACCAAUUACCGCUGGUUAUUGGGUACUUGUUAGCUCCGAUGCACUAUUGCUACAUGCUUUAUUUUUUCUCUUUGAUUUCAAGUAAUAUACAAUCUCCAACUAUUUAUUUGCUGCUCUGUCAUGAAUUUCUUUACCACUUUCAAUGUGUGACAGGGGGCUAGGUCCUGCUGCAAUAUCCCAGUACUGUCAGGAUACCUCUUUUCCAGCUCUGGAAUAACUCUCUUUCGCAGAACCUCAAUAUAUUGUGGCGAGCGCAUCAUUCCUUCUAUAGGCUGCAGGCUUCUGACACCAUAAUGAUCAACUGACUUUUCGUGUUUGUUUUGAGUACAGGAUUACGAGUAAGAUAGAAAACAUGCUUUGUUUCAAUUAAUUUGCACAAGGGUGUAGAGCUGUCUGUCAGCAGUGGGUAGGUGCUCUUGGAAGCCAUACUACCCUGGCACAAAGUAUUUAGAGAGAAUAGCGCGGAACUCUUAAGAAGCUCACUGGAGAGUAGCAGAAGCGUCCCCCCUAAGGAGAUAUUGGAGAAGUAAUUAGACAAGUAGGAAGAUAACCAUUUGAGGACAGAAUCACAGUGAUCAAGGGAAAUGAGGGGGUGAUCAACUGUUGGCUCUUCUGAAUUAUCUGUUCAUGGAGCAUCCUGAUUUGGUUGCACAAAGCUUACACCCUGAGACCUGCGGGUAUAGGGAGGUAUACAAAUUUAAUUAAUAAUAGUAGUAGUAGUAGUAGUAGUAGUAUAAUAUAUGAUACAAUAUCUUCUUUAAAUUCAUUAUUUGCUUGUGCAGAAGUUAUACAUCUUCGCAUCAGUCAACCAUUAUCCCACACUUUUUAAUGCAUUUCCCUGCUACUUUGCUAUACACAAAAAAUUGUUUUUUAAAAAGUGUAUUUGUUGGGCCCAGAACAACACAGCACUUUAAUUGAGCAAACCUUCAUUUCUGAUAUGCAGUGAAAUCCCUCCUACAGAAUAGUGACAUUCUGGAUGUGACCCAUAUCUAAGGGAGCAAAAAUGUUGAGGAAUCGGAGAACUGAGGACUGAGUAGAGGCCAAGAUAUUUGAUAUGUUUGAAUACGAAUGGGAAGGAGCCAGAGGAGAGGAGUUUGAUAGUGUGCUUUAUUUUACUUUUCUGUUUAGUUUUUUUUCUGUUUGGUAUGUUGUUUUCUAUUAUUAUUUUUAGUUUAAUUGGAAUUUUAUGGUAUAUAUUAGGUUGAAAACCUUUAAUAAAAUUAAUUUAAAAAUGACAAUGUGGAAAAGAGCACAGUUGAUGGUAGCUGGAAGCCAGGAAAACACAGGUUAGGUCAGGAUUAUAGGGUGGUCAGCUCAUCAGAUGUGGCAGGGACGAAGGAAGAAAGGUUGGAAGGAAGUAACUGAAGAGAGGAAGGAAAUAGCUCUGGUGGAUUCAAUUUUGGUACUUAAAAAGUGCAUUCCUACAAUAGGGUUCUGCAGCUGCAUAUUUUCAGAACCUUUUACAACUCCUUCGCUAGGGAGGAAGCAGCGGUUGCUGAUACUCAUUAGGGCUGGCAGCGUGGAAGACAAAGAGACCAACAGAACCCAUGGCUGGCAGUCCAAACCAGCUCCAGCUUUUUCUCCAUCCCUACAGGGGCAAUGCUGAGAUUAAGGAGAAGGAAAGUGACAAGUAGUGAUACUUCCUGGACUGGUUGAGAUUAAGGAGAAGGAAAGUGACAAGUAGUGAUACUUCCUGGACUGGUUGGUAGUGCAAAAACAAACAGGCGGCAGCUGAUUGUGGGGCAGUGCCCCAUCUACCCUAGCAAACUAGUGUCCAGGAGGAUGAGAUGCUCUCCAUCUUCCCAUUGGGUACAGAGCAGCCCAUCUGGGUCUGCUUCGUGAAGACAAGCAUCUUUCCAGCAGGAAAACGAUGUGGAAGGAAAGAUGGUCCUGAGCAGGAGCACUACUAAUGGGGAAGUUGUGGGAUGUGAAACACAGAGCAGUCAAGUACAACAUCCCUAGAGUGGACAUAAAAAGGGGAUGUCUGGACCAGCCAGUCGGAAUUUCCUGUUUCCUCCUAGGCUGGGACAGGCUUUCUCUACAUGUGACCAGAGGUGGGCAUGGCCUCACCUGUGCAGGAACAAAAGCAUAGGACUGGCCACCAUCUCUCUCUCUCUCUCUCUCUGACUACAUUCGUCAAAGAAGCAACAUCUGCUUUUAGCCUAAGAUGCUCCCUUGGCUUCCAGCCAAGAGAGGACAAAGGGACUAUCUCUUUAUGGGAUAGAUUCCAGGUAUAUUACUUUUAUAACUUAAGUAUGCCUUCUGGGAUCCAUCUGUGAACAGAAUGUGAGUGAGUAAACUCUUUUAUACUUUUAUAGAAGACUGUAUUGUGUCUAUUUCUUUUAUGAGGGACUAAAAGGGAAAUUACCAGGUACCCUAUUUUAGAGGCUUUAGCGAGCCUGAGCAAACGCAUCCGCUGUGCAAGUUUAAAAAGGGGAAUGUUACUCUGCUAAAUUGUAGAACUUGUUAACACAAGUUGGAAAGGAUAUAAUCAAGCAAUAUAUCCUCUCCUGCAUCCCUGAACAUUCCCACAGAAGUGCUGAUACACUGCAACAUUAUGUUGUAGGUUCCACUUGUUUGUUUGGAUUCUGAGCUACAAGAGCUUAACUGUUUCUUGAUGCUAUGUUUUCCAGUAACAAAGAUUAUAGCUUUUAAGUUCUGGUGUGGGUAUUAUUAUUUGUGCUGUGUGUGAUAUCAAACUGAGUAUUAUUGUAUUCUUACCUAAUUAUCUUAGGUGAAAGUACAUGAAGAUGUUAUAACCAUGGCAAUGUUUUUUGCCAUAGGGAGUGGAUCAACUAAAUAUGCCCAGAUUGACAUUACAGCGACAGAGACUGCUCAUAAAGUAGGGACACAACAUGCCCAGUUCAGAGAAGAGCGUCUGCAAGAGCUGGAACAGAAGAAGAAAGGCUCUUCAUAGCUGCCCCUAACAUAGUACUUGUAAAUGUUUCAUGAGUUUAUUAAUUUAACUAAACGCUGCCAUCGUUUUCAGAUUUGUACCAGAUUCAUUCCAAUCUAUUCAUUUCCAGUUGGAAAACUGGUAGCAUGGGGUGUGUGGGUUUGUGUGUAAAAACAUUGGUUGUACACAUGUAUGACAGAUCACUUACGUUGUAAUUUUUUUACUAUCUUGACAAAUCAGGUAUCAAAUACAAAUGAUUUUCAAACUGUGGCAUUUAAUUUAAAGACAUUUGAAUGUGUUGUGUGUUAACAAGGAUGUACAUGUAGCUAAGUAUACAUUAAAUAUUGGUCUAUACAGCAUGCGUAUUGACAAGAAUGCUGUGUUUUGUUAAGAGUUAAGGUAGCUUUUCAUGCUAUUUUUCAAAAGUCAAAGACAGAUUUCUCAUAAGGAUCACUGUUGGAGAACAGAUACAGCUUUAAAUUUCCAGCUAUUUCUGCUUUUUGGCAACUCUUGAGUUGUAUAGGAAACGUAAUUAUUAAUUAUAAUGAAGAAAUAAGAUAUUACCAAACAGUUUCUCUUUAACAGUUGCAGCAGCAACACUAUUGCCAGUGCAGGCAAAGCCUAACUGCAUGGCAAGUGAAGCUUUGCUCCACUUCCCAGGAAAAGAUACACAGGAAAAUAGGCUCACACACCUACUUGCUUCUUGCCUGACCAAAGGCAGCUGCCACUCUACUGUCCCACUUUGUCCUGGCAGCAUCGUAAGGGACAACAGCAAGCCCACAUUCUGGCCUUUGAGCUGGUGCCUCAGUGCUGUAGCACACUAGCUCAGUUCUUAAACAAAAUCAUAACGGUAGAGGCAAUGCUGAACAGCAAAGCAACAGCCAAUCGCACCUUGAAUAAACCAAGUUGCAGUCCGUAAUUCACAGUAGAAGUUGCAGAAUUAAGGCACACCAGCUACGCUGAACAUUAUGGGUAGUCUUCAGUGGCAGCCAUGUGCUGAUGGAAGGAGUCUGUCAGAGGAAUGGACCAGGGGUGGGACCAGUGGCAGAUCUCCAAAAAUGCCACCUUGGACUCCUUUGGGAGAUAAAUAAUUUGAUAAAUAAAAAUUGCCUCCCUCCCCAUUCUGCUGGUGGAUUCCUAUUAUCUGUGGAUACACCACCUUUCUUCUUUUUUGGCUUGUUUAAUUGGACUUUUGAAAAAUAACAUUUAUGGCAACCUCAUCUCUUGAUAAAAUAGGUAUGCUGUCAAUGACUUCCUCUGGGGUUUUUGGGGUUUUUUUACAAGUUAACUUUUCUACUAAAGCAACACCCUGACUUACUUUUUUUAUUAGAUUUAACUAGUGACUUUGGAUCCAGCGGUACCAUGUAGAAUGAACUGGUAUCUCUGCCAUCUUCCCCUCCGUCAGAUCCAAUUUAUUAUUUACUCUGCUGAAACAGGUUAAUAUAUUAUUCCUGUCCACAUUUCAUGACUGCACCACUUUCUUUGUUUAUCUCACUUUGUUUAUUUCAUGUAGUUUAGAGUUUGGUUCAACAUCCUAAGAAACUGUCACAUGAUUUUAUAGAAUAUUGUAAGGGAUAGUUUAUGCAGAAUCCAUGGCCCCUUUUCAAAAUAGAGAUUUGCAUUUCGAUUUCCCAAGUUUGCCUCAAAAGGUGGCUGAAACAAAAACUCUCACAGGGGUGCUUGAUCAUGACCUUUGGGUCAACCGUGUGGCUUCCUCUGUUGUUUCCAUAACCUGCUUAUGCGCAAAUCCAUCUUCACCUAGAUGGACAUUUCUUGCCUUCAGUUUCUGUGGGCCCAAAUGAAGUAAGUGUGUCUAUCCUUUGUUUUCAUUUCAUUUCAUUUCAGUGUUUUAAUUUGUCCCAUUUUCUGAUUGAGAUCAUGUCUUACAUGUAUUUUCCCACUUAAUACAACUUUUCCACUGAAUACUUAAAAUAUGGAGGUGCUCUCAAGCAAAGAAGUUGCUAUUUUAUGAAAAGUGGCACUAAUACUACUGACACAAUUCAGCUAUUAGUGCAUUGCACUCUGGGCUUUAGCAACUAUAACAGUAUUCCAUAAACAGUAUAUUUAUUUACUCUUGCAAAUAAGUAGUCAAAAUAAUAUUUACCCGAAUUCAUAACAUUUAUUGCAAGUAUAGCUGCAGAUACUUAGAGAACAGUGUUCUAUCUAUUGGAAAGUCAGUAAUGUCACUGUACUUUGUAUUGAAGGAUUGGUACAACUGAGCCUUUAAUUCUAUAAAUGUUUUUAUAUUCAACUGUAGUCUAAUACAAUUUACUAUUUAUAAUUUACUGCUGUGUCUUUUUGUAUCAAACUGCUAUUAUUCAAAGUUGUUCCUGGCAAUGCAGUGGUUUAAAAGAGAAAGUUAAACAAUCUCAUAAUAUUCAAAUAAUACCCCCUUCUAAGUAUAAGAAUUGUCCACUUGAGCACUUACCACUAUUUUUUGCCUCCAGUUGUGCCUGUCAGAUGAGAACUCCCAGGAUAGCUACUAGAUAGGCAGAAUGAGCUAUGCUUCAUUUCACACAGCAUACUAUAAUGUGAAAGAACCAGAAUUCUGUGAUACCACUGAAAUUCACAUUUGAUGCGAAUUUCACUUUUUAUGAUCAGCUUUUGCCUCCAUACUACUAUACAAAAAUUAAAAAACAAGAAGCAGUUUCUCCUUCCAACAAACCGCAGCAACUCUGCUGAUGGGAAGUUAUAACAAUUAUACAAAAAUAUAAAAUGAUUUUUCCAUCAGUGCCUUUGAAAUUGAAAAGUGGAGUUCUUUCAGAAAUACAGUUCUCCGCAUGGGUGUUCAGCAGGGUAGGGACACCCCCACCCCAAUAAAAAACAAUGUUCUCCAGAUCCCCAGCUAUCAUUUUUAAACAGGUACGUUUCUAGCAUUUAUUUGUAGCGUCUGAUAUAUGAAGCAAAAUGUACAGGCACUUUUCUUUUCAUGUUGUCUGUGGAAAAACUGGCCUGCUCCAUUCAGUGUUUUAUAUUUCAGUCACCCAGAAAAAUUCAUGGCUCAAACCUAUGGCUCUCCGUUUAUUUCUGUUUCACAAUACUUUGACCUUUUCCGUAAAUGCAUUUUCAUUUUCCCUUCCCCAUUCUACCAUUAAACCAAGUACUGUAUACCUUAGAUGGUAUCUUGUAAGUACACUUAACAAUUUUUCAAACCAAGUUCCAGUGUACAGUGGUACCUCUAGUUGCGUUCCGCUCUUGUUAUGGACUUUCAACUUAUGAAUGCGGCAAACCUGGAAGUGUUUACUUUGGGUUCGCCACGCGCACAUGCACAGAAGUGAUCUGCGCACCUCGCGCAUGUGCAGAAGCGCUCGAUCGCACAUGCGCGGAAGAGGCGCUCUAGUUGCAGACUUUUCGGGGUGCGAAGAGCACCCCGAAACAGAUUAAGUCCGCAGCUAGAGGUACCACUGUAUUCCAACAUUGCUCACUAAGGAUGAACUCCAAUAAUUUACCUGGGAGUAAGUUCCAUUUAACUCAAUGGGACUUUCUUCUGAUAAGACAUGCAUGGAGUUGCACUAUAAAUAACUAAAUAUAUGCUAUAAUAAACAUUUUCAAACAAAAAAUUGUCCUCAAUUUUUAUUCAUAUCUAUACAUAGUAGAAAGUAUUCUAUUCUAUUUUAAGAACUAACACAAUUGUCAGGUUUAAACAUAUACUGUGAUCUUGAACUGGAUCAAAUCUAAAAUUUUGAACCUAAUCAUUAAACUAGGAGGAUGCAUAUGAGACAAUAACAGUACUUAAUCUGGAUCAUUUUCCAACGUGUAUAAAAGAAAUGAAUUACAGGAUUAGCCAAGACAUUUACUUGCCAUUGUUUUUUACUGAAUCAUAUGAAUGUCUAUAAAAGGAAUCUCUAAGGGUAUUAUCCAACUAGUUUCUUCUGUCAGUGCAAGGAUUUAUACUUGUGCAAUGGAACUCACCCUGCUUAAGCCCCAUGUACCCUGCACCCUCCCCAGAUCUGAUCCAGAGGGUUGGGAGGAGACCACAACAGAUUUAGGGAGCCUUUGCUUGUUUUGAUAUAGAAUCUUGCAUGCAAGUCCAGAUCUUUUAAUCCUGUUAAUGUAUACCUUUAUCAUUUUCUCCUUUAUUUGGGUAUAUUUAUUCAUAAUGUAAAAACAAAAACAAUUUAGAAUUACAGUCAAUUCUUGCUGUUCUUGGUUGCAAUCUCUUUGAUUCACAAAUAAUUCAAAGAAAAUUCUUUAACGUCUACUGCUAAGUAAUACAUAGAAAUAAUUAACUUUCUUCUUCCAAGGGUUUUUACAAAAAGCUAUAACUUUAAAGACUGGUAUUAUGAUUAUUCCCAAAAUGUCCUACUUUAAUUUAUUUAACUACUGGAAAUCUAGCUAUACUUUUUUAAAAAGCACUGGAUCUGAUAGCAUUAACACCCUAUCACCAACAUUUAAUGUUAAUUUUCUUUAUUUCUAAGAGGCAUCCCUUUAAUUAGUUCUUACUGCUAUUGCUCAGAUUUUAGUACUCUAAAUAAAAAAUAUUGGCAAAAGGGAACAAAUCUGUCAUGUUCUUCUUUUCAAUAAUGCUGUUUCUGACCAUCUAUUACUUGGAGUAAUCCUAGGAAUGGGUCUAUCAUAAAUACUUGAAAACUAAUUCACAAACUUGAGUUCUCAAAAUAAAUGUAGUUAAUACUGCUUUUUAACAAAGGCUUCUCUACAAUAUCAAAUGCUUUUUGAGCAUCCAACAUGGUAAUUCAGUUUUUUUGCCUUGUUAUUAAACUGAAACUAGUAAUAGAUAAUGCCCUUAAAUAUGUUUCAAUAUGCUAUUUGAUGGAAGGUGACAUGAAGGCACUGUAUUGUAAUUCUGAGUUAAUUAUUUCAUAGUCGCUUCUGCUUUGCACAUAAUUUCCCCAUGAUAAGGCUAAAUUGAUCUUAUACAUAAUUUUCCUUUUUUUCAUAAUUUAAGUAUCUUUCAAAAUUGAAAUAUCAAACGCUAGUAUCUGAUCUGAUGUCAUUUCUUAAAAUUAUUUUUGUCUUUUUCUAACAUCUAUUUGGUUUUGUUUAUACUUGUUGUAAUGAUUGAUAAACUGGAUAACCCUUUUCAGCAAUAAAAGGGGUGACU
This is a messenger RNA of Podarcis lilfordi (Lilford's wall lizard), 33244 nucleotides long. The record is from the annotation of a GenBank genome assembly. Lineage: Eukaryota; Metazoa; Chordata; Lepidosauria; Squamata; Lacertidae.